CGGGCGCGGCGCAGAGCGGGCGCGGCGCGGAGGGGCCGCGGAGCGGCGGCGGACGGGGGCGCGCAGCGGUGCGCUAUGCCUUUAACGGCGCGCAGGGCAGGCAUGCCGAGCGCGUAGUGCGGGAAAGUCGAGGCGGGGUUAAAGUUCAGCUCAUGGAGCGGCUCCGCGCUGGCUGCAGUUUGGCAGAGUUGGAAAUGUGAAAGCAAGAAGCAGGCUCGGGGCUCCCCCUCCUCUCCUCUCCUCUCUCUCUCUCUCUCUUUUUUUCCCCUCCUCUCUCUCCCUCUCUCCCCCUCUCUCUCUCUCUCUCUCUCCCUCUCUCCCCGCACACGCACACCUCCAAACCGCAGCCCCCCGCAGCAGUCAUGUAUUCUCCGCUCUGUCUCACCCAGGAUGAAUUUCAUCCCUUCAUCGAAGCACUUCUGCCUCACGUCCGAGCGUUUGCGUACACGUGGUUCAACCUGCAAGCCCGAAAAAGAAAAUACUUCAAAAAACAUGAAAAACGCAUGUCAAAAGAGGAAGAGAGAGCCGUGAAGGACGAACUGCUAAGUGAAAAACCCGAGGUAAAGCAAAAAUGGGCAUCCAGACUUCUGGCAAAGCUCCGGAAAGAUAUCAGGCCUGAAUUUCGGGAGGAUUUUGUUCUCACAGUCACAGGAAAAAAGCCUCCGUGUUGCGUUCUUUCCAAUCCAGACCAGAAGGGCAAGAUGAGAAGAAUUGACUGCCUUCGCCAGGCAGAUAAGGUCUGGAGGUUGGACCUUGUUAUGGUGAUUUUAUUUAAAGGUAUUCCGCUCGAAAGUACUGAUGGCGAGCGCCUUGUAAAGUCCCCACAGUGCUCUAACCCCGGGCUGUGCGUACAGCCCCACCAUAUAGGAGUUUCUGUUAAGGAACUCGAUUUAUAUUUGGCAUACUUUGUGCACGCAGCAGAUUCAAGUCAAUCUGAAAGUCCCAGCCAGCCAAGUGAAGCUGAUAUUAAGGACCAGCCAGAAAAUGGACAUUUGGGCUUCCAGGACAGUUUUGUCACAUCAGGUGUUUUCAGUGUGACUGAGCUAGUAAGAGUCUCACAAACACCGAUAGCUGCAGGAACAGGCCCUAAUUUCUCCCUCUCAGAUUUGGAAAGUUCUUCAUACUACAGCAUGAGCCCAGGAGCAAUGAGGAGGUCUUUACCUAGCACAUCCUCUACCAGCUCUACAAAACGUCUCAAGUCUGUGGAGGAUGAGAUGGACAGUCCUGGUGAGGAGCCAUUUUAUACAAGCCAAGGGCGCUCUCCAGGAAGUGGCAGCCAGUCAAGUGGAUGGCAUGAAGUGGAGCCAGGAUAUCUAAGAAACCCCGAACACCGCGGAGCACUACAUGGAAUGCCAUCGCCAACUACAUUAAAGAAGUCAGAGAAGUCUGGUUUCAGCAGUCCCUCGCCUUCGCAGACCUCCUCCCUUGGAACGGCUUUCACACAGCACCAUCGACCUGUCAUUACAGGACCCAGAGCAAGUCCACAUGCAACACCAUCGACUCUUCAUUUUCCAACAUCACCCAUUAUUCAACAGCCUGGGCCAUACUUCUCACACCCAGCAAUCCGCUAUCAUCCUCAGGAGACUCUGAAAGAGUUUGUCCAACUUGUCUGCCCCGACGCUGGUCAGCAGGCUGGACAGGUGGGGUUCCUAAAUCCCAAUGGUAGCAGCCAAGGCAAGGUGCACAAUCCAUUCCUUCCUACCCCAAUGUUGCCACCACCACCUCCGCCACCAAUGGCUAGGCCUGUGCCUCUGCCAGUGCCAGACACAAAACCUCCAACUACAUCAACAGAAGGAGGGGCCACCUCUCCCACUUCUCCAACCUACUCGACACCCAGCACCUCCCCCGCAAACCGGUUCGUCAGUGUUGGACCACGGGAUCCAAGCUUUGUAAAUAUCCCUCAACAGACUCAGUCCUGGUACCUGGGAUAAAAGUCUCCGCUUCCCACCACCCACCGGACAGACCACCAGACCCCUUCCCACCUCUGUAACACGGAAGCAGCAGCAACGCAGCGCAGCGACUUCACAUCGGCGGAAGGGGAGGCGAGCAGACACCGACAGCAAACUAGUACAUGGAAAUGGCAAACGUUAUGGUUGAAUGGCAAAGGCCGUAACUUUCUCGAGAUUUUCUUUGAAUUAUUUUUUUUUUUAGACAACUUAGGACUGUUGUAACUUCUCAUAUGGUGCUGGAAAUGGUUGGGCUUCAUAACUUUUGAAGUGUUUCAUUGGUAGUGUAAGCGUUAGGUGACACUGAGUAGAACUAGCCUCUGCUGCUGCUUACCAACUCGCUGUUGUAACACACUUCCCAUAUGGAGCCUAACUGUUUUACAGUAUCCUCAUCGAUUUUUCCCAUACAGGUGUGAGACUUCUUGAGAAAUCAUGAAACACACUUAAAACUAUAACUUUUGUAGUAGCUGAAUUCUGCAAUAUAUAACUUACCGGACAGACAUAGAGCAUGUUUUUCUGUAACAUAUCGGGGAAAAAAAAAAAAUUGCAGGUUUCUUUUUUUUUUUUUUUUUUGUUCUUGUUGUUGGGGUUUUGUUUCUGUUUUGGUUUGGUUGGUUUUUUUUUUUUUACAGUUGGCACUUAGAUACGUAACAUGAACCAUAAGAGCAUUGUCAACAAUUUUUUUCCACUCGAUUGCAGAGCGAUUUAAAACAUCCAACUACUACUAUUCACUUAGAAAAAAAAAAAAAAGAAAAAAAAGAAAAAAAGUUUGAAAUGCUGCACUUACAUUUUAAAAAAAAAAAAAACACCAACAUUUUUCAACAAUUUUCAACAAUUACACAAAAAUUCACACAGAAAUGGGGAAGUUGGUCUGUUUUGACAGAAACUGACAGGAAUCAAUCAAAACAAUCGAAUUUUGAAUUGAGUAAAGUGCAAUUUCAUUGGAUAGCUAAAUAUCUUUGUAAGAUAGAGAUUGUUGAAAAUUCUAUUUUUGUUUUCCAAGUCCUUCCACCCCAGGACUCUAAAUUAUUGGGGUAAAAAACAGCCUUGCAAGAAAAAGGGGAGCUAUUUUUGCUUUUUAUGUUUUUUAUUGUUGAACUUGUAUCCCUUUAAAACUGAAGGAAAAUUUAAAAAAAAAAAAAAAAAAACAAAUCUAAUGGUGCUUUUACCACAAUAUGUUAACUACAUUAAAUGCUAAUUAAUCAUUUUCUGUUAUCAAAGCACAUAACUAAAAUGAAAUCAUAAUAUCUGUUAAUUUUAUAAGCUAAAAGUCACUAUAAUGGAUUAUGCCAAUUCUGACAAAUUUUACGUGUUUCCGGCAAUAUAGGGUUUAUCAGUUCUCAAACACCUUGGGAAUAAGAGAGAACGGUCCAGAAAGUCAAACACCUUCGUGUCCCUGAACUGGUACAUUUUUCUGGACUGUGAAGAAAAACAUGACAGAAACGAACGAUGCUUAUGUUACAACUUAUGCCAGUUCAAAGCAAGGGCACUUGCUGAAGAAGAAAAAAAAGAAAAAGGAACAAAAAAAAAAAAGUUUGGACCCCAAACGUCCUGUAUCUUAUGUACAAAAAAAAAAAAGGAAAAAAAAAAGAAAAAAAAAAAGAGUGCAAGUGAUUUUUUCUAUCAGACAGCGGAGCACCCCUUUGCUUCACAUGCAACUUUAAGAAGGUUUCCUAUACUAUACAUAUAUAUACGUUCUGGUUGGCGUGUCCAGCUAAUCAGAGAAAGUCUCUGCAUGUUCUAGUGUUAGUAACUAAUUUUUAUAUAGUUAAUGUAGGGUAAAGUAGAGUGCAUUAAGACACAAUAUUGUAAUCCCUAUUCCAGGCACUUGCCUUUAAACUAUGUUUGUUCAACCCUUCAGAAGGGUUUCUACUACUGUCCUAUACAAUCAAGUAACUGAAAUUCUUGGGAAGACACUUUGCUCCUCAUCUUUUCCCUGAAACAAUGUUUUGUUUUGUUUUCUUAAUUUGCACGAAACAAAAAAGAAAAAGAAAAAAAAAAUUCCAUAUCAAUGUGCCUUGCCCUGGAUAGCGAUUAUUUGUGGAAUUGUUGCACAUGUUCCUAUAUUGAAAGGGGUUUUGCCCUAGUCAAGCAUUUGGAGACACUUUUUGUAAAUGUGACUUUUAUGUCAGCCAUUGUCAGUUUCAACAUCUAGAAUUAAAUAGGAUGUUAGUUGUUCCGCAGAUAGGAGUAGUGUUUAUUGUCCUGUAUGGUCAGUGGCAGUGCUAUUCUGAGAUCUGUAGAUGCUAGAUUAUCAGUAUUUUUGGAUGUUGCUGCAUUUUACAGUUUAUUUGGAGUCUUCCUUUUUUUUUUUUUUUUGUUUUGUUUUGUUUUCUCCCAGAUAUAUGAAAAUAUGCAAUACCUGCUUAUAUCAUGUAGAAAAGCUUAGCAAUUAUUAAUUUUUCUUUUAAUUUUUUUUUAUUUGACCAAAGUUGGUGCUGCACUUGACGCAGUGUGUUUUAGGUGUUUGUCUUUGUACUUUUGUGAUUUUGAAUGCACAUGCAGGAAGGGCUCUUCUUAGAGAAGCAGUCAAACUGUGAAGCACUAAGCUGAACCCUGCUUCAAGCAAUUUUUGUUUUACAACUGUUCCUUUCACAAGCAAGCCUUAAAAAAAAAAAAAAACAACUUCCUUUUUCUUCAGAUCCCACACCCAUUUUUAUUAGCAGACUGCAAUCAAUCCACAUUCAAUAAAAGUAUAUAAUGCCCAUUUUUAUAUGCACGUUUUUAAACUUCCAAGUUCUGAAAAUUGUUUACUGGUUAUUCUCUAUUUAAGGAAAAAAUAAAAUGUUUUGGAUUUUCAUAUGUGUCUGAUAAGUGGUUGAGUAGUCAUUUUGCUCUAUUGUAUUGUGUGAUUGUUAGUAUAUGGUAUCACAUCCUCUAGCCAGCAUCCUUUGCCUUCCCUAUAGCACUUAGCUGGGCAUUACUUUAUUAAGACAUAUGUGCACUAAAAAAAAAAAAUAGCAGCUUUCAGUGCUUCACAGUGAAGGGAAAAAAGCCUAGACAAACAUUUUGUCAGAACCUUGCUAUGAGACAAGGUAUUACCAGUAAAUUGGUUGUAUAUACAAUAAAAUUGCACCCUUUUUUAAACAAAACAAACUAAGCAAUAGUUUGGGCAGUUAGUUGUUUUUAGUGAGCAUGUUGUAGUCAUGGCUGCAAAGAGAGAGAAUUAAACUGCCCACUCAGAAGAUAUGUAAUUUGUAUGUUGUAUAGUUUUAUUGAUUACACUGAUUUAUUCUACCCUAUUUUAUAAUGCAGGACUUUUGUAAUGUUGUUUAAAUGAGGAAAAAUUUCUGUCAAAUUAGCUUAGUGGAAUUUCUGAUUGUUCGUUAUAAAGGCAGCGUUCAUAGAAUUGCUUUUUUUUGUUUGUUUUUAUUUGUUGUUUUGUUUUUUUUUUCCUUUGGGAACUGGAUUUAAGUUAAAAACUUUCCCGUUUCCUUUUUUUUGUAUGUAUUUAAAUACAGUUAUUUUUCUUCUCUCAAUGGUAUAGCAUAUUCCUAUGCUUGAGAAGUAUAGGCUACUGAAGAACCAUUGUAAAUGGACAUUACAGGUAUGCUGUAUUUUUGAAGGUAUUUUGUCAUAUUGAGUUUGAUGACGCUAAAGUUAGGGAACUCUGAGCAGAAUUGCGAGAAAAAAAAAUGUUUUAAAGGCUUUAAAACAUUAGGUAGGCGGUCAAGGGUGUUUAACCAACAGGGGUUGUAAAGUAUUACACACUAAAUUAAAUUUUCGUUCACCUUCCUCUCCCGCAGAAAACCCAGCAGUUCCGUUCUGUGCAGGUGUAGAGAACAAGCAGUGUUUGAGUCCUCCGAGGCAGGGCAGGAGGGGCGUCCCGCCCGGGGUGUGCCGGCUGCAGGCAGGGGCGGGCAGGGGCAGAAAGGAGCGGGCAGGGGCAGGCAGGAGCGGAGCCGGCGGCCGGAGCUCCCGCCCCAGGUGACAGUCCCUCUCCCCUCCCGGUCGCUCCGGUAUUUUAAGUCCCGCGAACAACUUUGAGGUUUGUUUGGUUUUUUUUCCUCCCCGAUUCCUUCUCUCCAGAAACCGUCAGACGCACAAACACUCUGACCUGUAUGUACCCAGCUCCCCCAUCCAAAUUUAAAGCCCUAGAAAUGGCUGAGCGCGAAUUGACUUUUUUCUCGAGUUAAUUCCUUCCUUUUAUUCCUCUUUUGUUUUUUUUUUGGUUUUUUGUUUGUUUUUUUUUUCCGAGCGAGGGCACUUGCUUGUAUCAUGCCGCACACCCCAGCAAUGCCAUCAUUAUUUAUUCUUCCUUUAUCAUAAAAAAACUUUCGGGCUUCAAGUUUAGGCAGCCAUGGUACACUUUGUCUCUGUUGCUUGUUCCCCCUCCCCUUGAGGUCGAAGGGGAAAAGAAACACCAAGUUUUCUCAACUCCACAGUAUUCAGUCAGCCCACAGGAAUAUGCAAAAUCCCUCUAACAUUUUUUUUUUCUUUCUCUAGUUCUCUUUGUUCCAUAUAUUUGCAGCUUUGUAGUAACAGUGUUAUAAAAUAUUUACUGUACAAAAAUACAAAAAAAACCCAGAUACAGAGCCUAAAACAGGUUGUUUUUUUUUCCUUGUGGUGAAUUACUUUUUUUAAGAAUGUCAGUUAACAUUGUACUUUGCAUUGUGUCUCUGGAAAUAUCUUUUUUUUGUUGUUGUUAUUUUUGGGGUGGUUUUUUUUUUUUUGGUAGAAGGCCUCCAUCGAACAAAAUUCAAACCAUAACCGGCAUGACAAUGUAAGGAGAGCUUCAAUGGCACCUAAACAAUAAAUAACUAGCAAAAUCAACCUCAUGAGGUCUGUCGGAGAGGCAGGUCUUGUGAAGUUAACACUGCCUGCUAGGCAGGAUUUUCAUUAAAUCAAGCUUACAAUGCCAAUUUUGUCUUGAAGUCAAUGCAUGUGUUACUGUUUGACAGUAAACCCAGCUAUGCCAUCAUCAAGUCCAAGGCUGCGCAAUAGUCUAAUUAGUAUCGAGUACAUUUUCCUUUUAUUUUUUCCAAUAAAAAAGCAGUGGGAUGAAAAUUGCUUUGAUAUAUAGCAGGUAACAUUGAAGCUAUUCCAUAGCACUUAACUGUAGUGAAUACUGUGUCACCAAUUCUGAAAUCAAUUUAAUGUUUAAUGCAAAUCCAUUACAUGGUGCUAUUACAGGCUGGCAAAAUGAUUUACAAAAAUGUGACAACUUGGGCUCAAUUCACUCUGCUUUCCAACAAUGUAAAUGCAUAGCAGUGUUUAUCUGCAUGAAAACUAUGCACUAAUCUAUCUGAAAAAGAAAAAAAAAAGAAAAGAAUAUAUCGACUUUGGUAUCUACUUUCCGUUUACUUCGAUCCUUGCCUUUUCGGUCAUUGUUAUAAUGCCAGCUUUAGGACAGAAAGAAUUAUAAGAAAACCAGCAUAAUACCUGAUAUAUUAAAAUGUAGUGCCUGUGAAAUCUGUAUUAUAUUGCUCUUCUGAAGUAAGAUUUUUCUACACCGGUAGCCUUCGCUGUCUGUCAGAACCUUCUGAUAUAGGUGAUGUAAAAUAACCGUACAAUAUUAAUGCAUGCUAUUCCAUAAUGCUUAGUAGCUGUAUGAAUAUUACUCAAAGUUAUGUUAGUCUUUUUUUCUGACUUGGUUCUUGUCAGAUAGGUUUAAAGAUAUUUCACUGAGAACGCAAAUUCUGUCUUUUCUUGAUUUGGGGUGUUUUCAGUAUUUUGGAGGUAUACAUUUACUUAAAUUCAGUAUUACUUGUGUUUUGGGUUUUUUUUUCUUUUUUUUCUUCUUUUUUUUCCUUUUUUUUUCCCCCCUUUUUUUUUUUUUUCUCCUUAGAGGGCAGGACAUGGUGUUUGAGACCAGAAAUCCGUGCCUGGUAAGAUUUUUGUCUUGAAAAGCUACCCUAAGAAUUCAGAGGGCUUGCUCUGAAGAACAGAUGCAUAAAGUUCAAAUUUAAGGGACAGUCCUUUAAAACCCACAAACGAGAUCGAGCUCACGUUGCGAGAGAUUUCUUAAUGGGCAGCGGUUCACCAGGUACCCAUGCUUGACCCUUCUUCACACCAGACUUCCUCAUAUAGAAAGAAAAAAAACCCUUUAAAAAAAAGAAAAAAAAAGAAAAAAAAAAGAAAAAAGAAAAAAAAAACCUCAUGUGGUUGUUUAGUUUCAUGCACAGUUGCAAUAUUUUUCUUCAGACAAACUCUGUACAAACUUUGGGCCCGAUUCAUAAAAGCUCCUUUGCUAUUAACACGGGAGACUGGUGGGCAUUUCUCCUCCAAAUUGAGGACGGCUCUUUCCCAGCGCACGCUUUGGCGAGCCCGGGCACGCGUGCCCGCUGGCCUUCCUCUCCCUCCCUGCCCCUCUCCGCCGCCCCGAAGCCGACAGGUGGGAAGGGGCGGCAGAGCCGAGAGAGGCGAGGACCAUGCUCUGACACCCCAGAGGCACAGGCUGGCAGGAGAGAGGGGGAGACAGGGGAGAGGAGGACUCCGUGCCGAGGCCGGGGCUGCGGGACACGGUGGUACGAGGCUGCUCGAUUACAAAAGAGAUCUUGUCCGUACCAGAACAAACCGCGCUAGAUCGCUACCUCUGAGCUCUAGAGAAAACCUUCGCAGAGGCGAACGCUUGUACACAAUGUGAACUUUUGUACUUUCUAUGCCUUUUUUUUCUUUCUUUUUUUUUUUUUUUAGGGAAGACUAUUUUCCACUUAGUUAAUCUUCUAUACUCGAGCAUGAACAAGAACAAUUGUGUUGGGUGAAAUUCCCCCUUUUAUCUCUAUCCACAAAUUAAUAUGAGGGGAAAAAAAAAGCAACAAAAAAGAUGAGUUUCUACAUGGAGCAUGGUAGGCAGAGAGUGCCCAGCUUGGCAUCCACUGCCUGCUCUCGCUGCCGGCGCCCGGCUGUGACCGCUGCCUUGGGGAAAGGUCUGUGAAAAUUCUUUGCUUUGGAAAUACAAUCAAGGAGAAACCUCCCUUUUGGGAGAGCUAAGCCCUGACCUAGCCCUGCCCCACUGCCUGAGGCUGGCCCAGCCAAGUCCCUCAGCGUCAAAUUGAAAUUUGGGGCGCUAAAAUUUCCACCGGCCGUGUGAAAGAUGUGCUGCAAAUUCACUUGACACCCGUGUUAAUACCAUGUCGUGUUCAUUUUUUUUUUUUAUGAGUCAGGCCCCUCGUGCCUCUAGUAUACUUGUAUUGACUCUCAUAGUUACCAUUUUAGUUUUACUGUGUUCUGUGAAAAAAAUUGUAAUUGGUUGAGAAUCACUGUGGGCAUCCAUUCUUAUUCAACUAAGUCUCCGCAGGUUUUUUGAGCUGGUGUGGAUUAGUUUAACUCUUGUAUUCAACCAUUAGUGCUACCACCUUCUCACAUUACAAUACAAUUACUGGAAGCAAGUACUGCAUUUCCUAUGCAACAAAAAAGGAAAAUAAAAAAUUGCUAAUGCUAA
Apus apus (common swift) is the source of this 9330-nucleotide messenger RNA. It is a transcript of the gene NFIA, whose product is annotated as nuclear factor I A. The transcript has 12 exons. The coding region runs from base 363 to 1931 and encodes 522 amino acids. Gene Ontology annotation, biological process: regulation of transcription by RNA polymerase II. Lineage: Eukaryota; Metazoa; Chordata; Aves; Apodiformes; Apodidae. Gene Ontology annotation, cellular component: nucleus. The record is from RefSeq and is a predicted model, not a curated record. Gene Ontology annotation, molecular function: DNA-binding transcription factor activity, RNA polymerase II-specific; RNA polymerase II cis-regulatory region sequence-specific DNA binding.